AUGGUCAGCUCACACCCUUUUGCAAUCUCCUUCAAGCAUGCUCUUGCCUCGUUGCUGAUAGCUACCGUAGGCGUCUACCUCGACCACAGCGGGGCGACGAUCUAUGCCCGGUCGACCGUCGAUGGCUUUGCCCACAACAUGGCGGCCAACCUAUACGGGAAUCCGCACUCGGCAAACGAGCCGGCCAAGGUGUCGGGCGAGAUGGUAGAUGCGACGAGGGCCAAAGCCCUGAGGUUUCUGGGCGCCGACCCGCGCUACUUUGAUCUCGUCUUCGUCGCCAACGCCACGGCCGGCAUCAAGUUUGUCGCCGAGUCCUUCCGGGACCUGGCCGAGAAGACCCGGCGCCGCAGCUUCUGGUACGGCUACCACAAGGACGCCCACACCAGCCUCGUCGGCGUGCGGCAGCUCACGCGCGCCGGCGACGCCCACUGCUUCGGCAGCGACGGCGAGGUCGACGAGUGGCUGGCCGACCCCGUCGAGGCGCGGCGCUACGUCGGCCAGGCCCAGACCCGGGGCCUGGGCCUCUUCGCCUACCCGGCCCAGUCGAACCUCUCCGGGCGCCGGCUGCCCCUGGCCUGGACGCGCAAGCUGCGGGCGUCGGCGCCGCUGCAGAACACGUACAGCCUGCUCGACGCCGCGGCCUACGCCAUGACGAGCCCCAUGGCCAACGUCUUUGCCGACCCGGACGCCGCGCCCGACUUCACCUGCCUCUCCUUCUACAAGAUCUUCGGGUUCCCCGACCUCGGCGCGCUCGUCGUCCGCCGCGACUCGGGCCACAUCCUCACGCUGCGCAAGUACUUUGGCGGCGGCACCGUCACCAUGGUCAGCGCGCUCGGCGAGGCGUGGCACAAGUCCAAGGGCCACGAGGCCACCUCGUCGUCGCCGCCGGCCGACCACCACGCAGACGCGGCGGGGGCGGCGGCCUCCUCCUCGCCCUCAUACAGCAUCCACGACGGCCUCGAGGACGGCACGCUGCCAUUCCACAGCAUCCUGGCGCUCGACCAGGCCAUCGACGUUCACGGCAGCCUCUACGGCUCCAUGGACAACGUGUCGCGCUACACGAACCGCCUGGCCGCGCGCAUGUACGCGCGCAUGACCGCCCUGCGCCACGGCAACGGGCAGCCCGUGUGCCGGGUGUACUGCGACGGCGACGGCGCGUUCGGGGACCCGCGGCGGCAGGGCGCGACGGUCGCCUUCAACAUCAUGAGGGCCGAUGGCAGCUACGUGGCCUACUCGGACGUCGAGAGGCUGGCCAACGAGAAGGGCAUCUACGUGCGAUCAGGCGGUGCGUUUUCUCCUCGCUUCAUGUCGCUCGCUUCUUAA
Molecule: messenger RNA, 1323 nt
Organism: Thyridium curvatum
Lineage: Eukaryota; Fungi; Ascomycota; Sordariomycetes; Thyridiales; Thyridiaceae
Exons: 1
Coding region: 1-1323 (440 amino acids)
Biological process (GO): molybdopterin cofactor metabolic process
Molecular function (GO): molybdenum cofactor sulfurtransferase activity
Source: RefSeq, a predicted model, not a curated record